CUGCCUGACAUGGCGGGGGUGGAGAAACACCGUUACACACACAAACAUGCAAACACACACACACAUGCUCGCAUAGAGGGAGGGAAGGAGGGUCUCAGCGCACUCGGUUCUCACUUUUAAUUACUUCAUCUCAAACUUGGAUCAACUUUAUUUUUGGCUGAUUUUUCUCUUUAGUUUCUUCAUCUAAGCUCACUUUUCGCUCUGUCAAACCCUGACCCUCGUGCGCUGCCUCGAGCGGGCGGGCAGCCGGUUGACGCACGAGGAGCAACAGGAGGUUUCACGAGCGAGUCACACCGGGAACAGGACGGAUUUAACAGAGACGCUCAGAGCACACUGAAGCUCACUGAGUCUGUCUACUCUUUCAGCAUCCACCCGGUGCGGACUGGACCCGCACUCCGGAAUACCUGCACUUUGAGCGGUGUCCUGCAGUUUGCCCUUCAUCAUGCCUCUCUCAGUGCGGAGUGUGUGUGGGUGCUGCAGCCUGAUCCUGGUGCAGGUCCUGGUCCUGGUUCAUCCUGGGGCAGGAUACAAUCUGGAUCAGGAACACAGUCUGGAGUUCCGUGGCCCCCCCUCCUCCAUGUUUGGAUACUCAGUCCUGCUGCAUCACUAUGGAGCUCACAAUUGGUUGGUGGUUGGAGCCCCAGUUGCGAACUCAUCCACCAGUCCUUUGGCUCAGUCUCCUGGAGCUGUUUACCGUUGCGACGUCACUGCUGAGACCCACCAAUGCCACCCCAUGCAUUCUAAUGUAUCGAGCUGCGGAAAGACAUGUGAAUCAGACAGUAAUCACCAGUGGCUGGGAGUCAGUCUGUCCAGACAACCUGGAGACAAUGGUGGACACGUCCUGGCAUGUGCUCACCGCUGGAAGAACGUCUUCUACUCAAAGAAAGACAGUCAGCACCACAAGCUGCCCAAUGGAGUAUGCUUUAGGUACAACAACGACCUGAGACAUGCUCAUCCUAUCAUCCCCUGCUACAAAGAUCACCAGAGGAAGUUUGGUGAGGAUUAUGGUUCAUGUCAGGCUGGUAUUUCCAACUUCCUGACCGAGGAUCUGAUCAUCAUGGGGGCUCCGGGCACAUCUUAUUGGACAGGUUCAGUUCUGGUCUUUAACACAACCAGUGGAGGGAUGUCACUGUACUUGGAUGAUGAAACUGGAGCUGUCAGCUUUGGAAGCUACCUGGGCUACUCUGUAGGAGCCGGUCACUUCCUGAGUCCUGUUUCUGUAGAGGUGGUGGGUGGAGCUCCGCAAUACCACCAGAAGGGCAAGGUUUUCAUCUUCACAGUAGACAGAAGCAUGCUGCGAAUUGUCUCCGAAGUGUCUGGAAAAGAGUUGGGAUCUUACUUUGGCUCCAGUGUGUGCGCUGUAGAUCUGAACUCUGAUGGUUUAUCUGAUCUGUUGGUUGGCGCUCCUAUGGCAACAGGCAUCACCAGGGAAGAAGGAAGAGUCCAUGUAUACAUCAACCAGGGGCAGGCAGAGCUGUUGGAGGCAGAGUUUCAGCUGACUGGCAGCGACGCCUAUGCUGCCCGGUUUGGAGAGACCAUCGCCGACCUGGGAGACUUGGACGACGAUGGUUACCCUGAUGUGGCCAUUGGUGCCCCACAGGAAGACGACCUAAAAGGAGCUGUCUACAUAUACAAUGGCAGGAGAGAGGGCAUCUCACAGACUCCAUCUCAGAGGAUUACUGGAUCCACCUUGGGUCGUGACCUCAAGAUGUUCGGCCAGUCACUAAGCUCUGGCAUUGACAUCGAUAAUAAUGGCUAUCAAGAUGUGGCGGUUGGUGCGUUCCUCUCUGACUCGGCUGUUGUUCUCAGGACCCGUCCAGUGAUUCAAGUCAAGGCAUUCCUGGCUCUUCCUGAGCAAAUUGACCAACAGGUUGUGCUGUGCAGAGAACAGAAGAUUCCAACCGUCUGCUUCAAUGUUACUGUCUGCUUCAGUGUCAUGUCCAGACAGUUCAAAGGAGCUAUAGAUCUUCAAUAUAAUAUGACCGCUGACCUCCUCCAUAAGCCAUCCUUCCCUCAUCGUUUCCAUUUCCAUGGUAACGGGUCAUCCAAUAGCACAAGGGGGCAUGUGAGAGCACGACCUGGACAGCUCACUUGUGCAACUCACGUGGCAUACCAAAGGAAGGAUGUCAGGGACAUUUUCACUCCCAUCGUGUUUGAGGUCUCCUACAGUCACAGGGAUACAAACACCCAAAGAGCCUCUCAGAAAACUUUCCCUCCAUUAAAACCCAUUCUGCAGCAUAGCGCGGGACACCAGAACACCGUUACCAACCAGACUUGGUUUGCUCGAUCCUGUUCUUGGGUGAACUGUUCAACCAACAUGCAGCUGUCAGCUGCACUCGUGCUGCCACACCAACAGGAGUACUUUGCUCUUGGCUCUGGAGAGACCAUUAUGCUGAAAACCGUGCUCCUGAACUCUGGAGAUGAUGCCUUCCUGCCACGACUGACUCUGCGUUUUCCAAACAAGAUCCACUACAUUAAAGUACUGCAGAAUGACAACAUGGUCAGUUGUGAUGUCACACAGGAAGUCAACAGUACAACAGUGGGUGUUGACUGCAGUGUCACCGGCCUUCUCCUCUUAGCACACGCCCAGUUGAAUAUCAGCUUUCUGCUGGACGUUAGCCAGAACAGCACACCUGGUGACAUCAUGAUUCAAGUCAACACCAGCAGUGAUAACUAUGAGAGAGAGGAGUAUCUCCAUGACAACUCCAUCAGUCUCCCUCUUUCUCUCAAAUAUGGAGUCAACGUAAACAUCCAUGGUUUUGUGACUCCCUCCUCGUUUGUGUUUGGAGAUGAGGCCUUGACUCCAGUUGAUUGCUAUGCUGAACGAUUCAACUACACAUACAGGGUGCUAAACUCUGGUCCCAGCAGGUCUGUAGAUACUGUGGUUGACAUUGCACUACCGAAGAUCCUCACACCUUACCGACACAGACUGCUGCAGGUGGUCGACUGGCAGUCAUCUCACGGUGUGUGUUCAAUCAGUAACACAACUGUUUCAAUCAUUGAGGACUGUGACGUCCCGCAAGCUUCCUUCAUCAAGCAGCUCAUCUUUUUCUUCUCCUCCACCUCCACUCGCAGAAUGUUUUGUGGCCGCAAUGAUAAACUGUGUGAACGUUUGGUGUGUCGCCUCGGUGACCUGGAGGUGGGGAGAGAGGCCGUCAUCCAGCUGGAGAUCAGACUAAACCCUGCUGUUCUACUGCAAGCUCCGGGUCGUCAUGGUAUCAUGAGGAUUGAGAGCACCGCAAUGAUGUCAAAUCCCCGAGAAGAUUCUCACACCAUCCUCAUUGACAGACAACUAGCAGCAGAGGUGGUGGUAGAAGCUCUUUUUACUCAGAAACCUUCGUCAGUAGUCCAGGUCUUCAUCAUCGCCAUGAGUUUAGUUUUGGGUCUGAUGAUCCUGGCUGCUCUCAUUUGGUGUCUUUGGAAGGCUGGUUUCUUUAAGAGGAACUUCGAGAAAAAGAAGGAAGAGGAGUUCAGGAGAGACAGCUGGGACUAUGUUCCAAAAAAUGCGAAAAGAGAGAGCACUUCCUAACCCCUGCCUGUCAUCGCUAGACUGGGCUGUUGUGUAUGAUGGUGUAUGAUAAUAUGGCCACCCAAUUUAUUCAAAGCAGUAGAAAGCACUGCCAUAGAACUUCAUUGGCCAAUGGAAUUUGUCCAGUAUCUUUCAGAUGGUUUGAAGCCAACACUUGAAACAAGUCAUCUUAACUGGAUGGUAAAAUUUGUCAAGUGAAUAUCACCUGAACACACCUGAAUCUGCCUGAUGUGCCUUCACAAACAGAGUCAAGUUCAAAAAGACCUGGAUGAGUGGAGGAUUAAUAAAAAAGGGAAGUGAACCUGAAACAAUCAAAUCUGGACCGAUUAGAUAGCCUCACAGCUUCCAAGGAUGUGGCAUCACCAGAGACACUGUUAUUGAUGACCUCCGUUAAGAAGAAACAUACCAAAGGAAGCGACUUUCUGAUGACCUUCGAUCUCAGGGGAUGGAAACCUGGCCUCUGAUUGGCUCAUAAAUCAGUCUGUGUGCAUUAUAUUUCUACCUUUUUGUUUACCUGCUGACAAAAACUUUAUACACUGGUGACACAAUGCAGACUCACUGCCUGUGUUGUACCAUUUGAAGCCUGUUGAACCUACCGAUGCUGUCCAGACAGAAGUGGUAGUCAACUAAUGGCUGCUGGGGUCUGCUGGUCCAGGGAGUGGUGAUAAAAUUGCUGUCUUCUGUGGGUUGAUGCGGACUGAUGCUGGCAACAGUCAGUGUGGGUGUUUUAAUUCAUGCCUAAUGUGAUCACUGUGUUAUGCCCUUUAGCCUGUUUUCACUCUUGGGCUUGUUAUUUUGAACUUUUGUCCCUCUGAAGGCCCAGUCACACCAGCACUAAGUGAAAUUUAGCUGCAGAAUCAUAUCAAGUCAACAGAUUUACAGAGCUGAAUACUGGGAAAAACUAAAUCUGUGCAACAGCAAGCCACCUGAACACUGUCAAGAUAUACACUUCUCCACAAAGAGGGUAUGAUGUGCAGAAACUUAUGAGGCAUAAGGGUGAUGGUACAAAUAUGUUUUUUGUCUCAUUCGUAAACCAUCAGUGAGACAAUACCUGACAGUUACAGUUGGGGAGCUUUGUCCCAUCUUCAAUAACCCUUUCCUGAAUUAAAUUAUGCACAAUCCUGAGAACCAGUAUCUGGUUCUCCUCAUCUCCUCUCCUCUGAAAUGCAUUCAAGGGGUUGAAACAUCUUUGAUAAUGACAGACCUCGACCAGUUUCCUUGACUCAGGGAAGCACAGUUACCAGAAUGCAAAGCACCCACUAUCUGAAACCAAAUAUUUUGAGGUUGUGCGGAUGGAUUUUGCUGUCCCACUUCCUGGUGUGACCAUGCAUUAACCCUGUCAUUCUGAUUUCACACUUUUACUCACUGUCUUUCUGUUCUGUUGUCUGCUUGGGUAGUCCAACAUGCAGCUGUUUACCACCACUGAAAGGAAACAUUUGACAAAAAUGUAGCAGAAAAUGGGAAACUGUUUUGAUGUACGCAGAAAACUGUGAAUAAUAUAAGGUCUGGCAUGACUGCUUUUAGGUGUCACAAGAAAAAAAAAUGAGUGAUUCUCUUUGUCCCUAUAGGGAUACAUAUUAUGUGACAUCAAGGUAAGGUUUGAGUGGUUUUUGCUGUUCAGACAUUAGUGAGAUAUUUUUGAUGUACUUUUACUCAUGACAAGCCCACAUGAAUGUUCUUUCUGUUACAAGUCUGAUUAUAACAGUGAAAUUAAUUUAUAGAGAGCUUUUCAGGAUCCUGAAAAAUGCUGUAAAUUGCAAUAAGUGAAAAAAAAGAGAACCAGAAAGCUGACUGGUAUAGUUCCUGGGUCAACACUAUGGUUUGUAAAAAGCUUCAGGGUGACCAAGGUGAACUGCUCCCAGAUAUGGACUAAACAAUCUAACUUGUUGGGUAAGACAGGUAGAUAACAGAGCCAGCAACAUAUUGAGCCACAGGAUUGAAUGAUGGAAGAGUACUUGAAAAUCAGUAUUUUAAAAAAUGUUUAAUGUAUUUAAAAUACUCAGAAGCAUCUUUUUAACAGUCUGUGAAUGCAGACAUUUAAAACAGCUGUUCCGCUCCCUUCCAUUGUAUUUAGAACAAAUGUAUAUCGCACAGAAAGGUUUUUUUAGUAUUUUAAUAAAUUGUUGCUCUUGUUUAUAACGUUGUUCUGCACUGGAGAAUCUCACUGCUUUUAUCAACAAGUUUCUAUUAAAAUGGAGGAUUUUUAUUUAAACAA
Molecule: messenger RNA, 5744 nt
Organism: Scatophagus argus
Lineage: Eukaryota; Metazoa; Chordata; Actinopteri; Scatophagidae
Gene: itga4
Product: integrin alpha 4
Exons: 29
Coding region: 443-3529 (1028 amino acids)
Biological process (GO): cell-matrix adhesion; integrin-mediated signaling pathway; cell-cell adhesion
Cellular component (GO): integrin complex; external side of plasma membrane
Molecular function (GO): integrin binding
Source: RefSeq, a predicted model, not a curated record